AUGAAGUAUCUACCCGUACAAGAUUUCGAGGCCGUAACUGGCGCCCUGAACUUCAACACCCCCGACUGCAACGUUACUGGCGGAUGCGAUCUCUACACGACCAAAUCGACAGGUUCCGACAAGAAGCUGUACAAGAACAUCGACAAGGAUCUCAACUCACAACAUGAGGCGCUGCUCAAGCUCGGCGCAAGCCUAUCACCACCCGAGCGAGAGCAUAUGCUGGCAACAUCACCGAGUAUGCAGCUGUUUUCCCACUCUAGCGCCUUUGGUCCCCUCUCAGACCUUUCAAGUCGCCGGACGUUUGCCUAUCUGAUCGCGACGCUAAAUGCGAGUCACCCGCACUACGACUUUUCCCACGUUCUGCGGCCAAACGAUUUUAAGCGUGAACGGAAUCUGCGUCGCGUCAUGGUCAACCUCGAUUCAAUCCUUCAAAACGUCCGGCCAAGCUUCGAGCCCAAGUCGCUCGGUUCAUCCAUCGGCAGUGAGACGACUUCCAUUUGGGGUACCCAAUGCUGGUCAUUGAUCGACAAGGAGAUGCACCUCAACGAGUGCACCAUCUUUAGUUAUCGCCCCGAUACGGACCCAUUUGAGGAGGAUGAGAGUGCCAUCUGGGCUGCGCAUUACUUUUUCUUCAACCGAACCUUGAAACGCGUCGCCUACCUUUACGUCCGCGUCGUUCCCGUCAUCUCAUCACACAGCCCAACGCUGCGACCGAUGAACCUGGCACGGAAUCAGCAGCGAGAGAUGGAGUCCGCAGGCGCACAAAAACGUGCAAACUACUGGCUCGGCGACAGAGAUGCCGAGUUGGUACCUUUCGAUGAGGGCGACGACUUGAACGAUGAUGGCCUCUACUGGAAUCGUGGAGAAGAUGGCGAUCUCGUGGCCUUUUCCGAUGACGACUACCUUGAAGAUGAUGACCUUGACGACGUCGACAUGCUCGACAAGCCUUUGGAUAGGUACAUGAGCGAGGACAUUGCAGGUCGCAUGGAGAUCUAG
Ilyonectria robusta is the source of this 996-nucleotide messenger RNA. RefSeq names its product Maf1 regulator-domain-containing protein. Bases 1 to 996 code for a protein of 331 amino acids. The transcript is spliced from 2 exons. Gene Ontology annotation, cellular component: nucleus. Gene Ontology annotation, biological process: negative regulation of transcription by RNA polymerase III. The record is from RefSeq and is a predicted model, not a curated record. Gene Ontology annotation, molecular function: RNA polymerase III core binding. NCBI's taxonomy places the organism in Eukaryota, Fungi, Ascomycota, Sordariomycetes, Hypocreales, Nectriaceae.